Molecule: messenger RNA, 1548 nt
Organism: Aspergillus tanneri
Lineage: Eukaryota; Fungi; Ascomycota; Eurotiomycetes; Eurotiales; Aspergillaceae
Gene: RRP8
Product: 25S rRNA (adenine645-N1)-methyltransferase
Exons: 1
Coding region: 1-1548 (515 amino acids)
Biological process (GO): ribosomal large subunit biogenesis; rRNA methylation
Cellular component (GO): nucleolus
Molecular function (GO): rRNA (adenine) methyltransferase activity
Source: RefSeq, a predicted model, not a curated record
AUGUUCGCCGUUCCAGGCUGGUCGGUCUCAAGUACCGCUCUCAAACAGCAGACUGAACAGCAGACACAAUCUCCAAAUCAAACUCAGCAGGCCAAUGGAUCUCACAAGCCGAAUGAUAAAUCCAAGAAGCGCAAGAGAGAAGACCAUGUCACUAAGGGAAAUGUUGAUUUGAUGUACCGUCGACACAUUGAAGGCCAAAAGCCUACCAAGAACGAGAAACAAGGUACCAACAAUUCCACGAAAGCCGACAAAAGGCAGAAGAAGGAUCAAGACUCGCAGAACGGGCUUGUACAGAGCCCGACAAAGCAGCAAGGCAAAGUGCUGGGGAAACAGCAUCCCAACGAUAAGUCCGAUGCGGUCAAGUCAGAAGAAGGAAAGAAGGAAAAUAAAAAACAUAAGAAAAAUAAGAACAAGCAGGAGCAACGACGUCAAGGAGAGGACAAAGCAGCUUCCAGUGAUAAUUCAGCAGCAGAGCCUCUCCCUCCGGCUCCUCCAAAGACUGAAACAAUCCUCACGCCCCUGCAGCAAGCUAUGCGACAGAAAUUAAUAUCGUCUCGUUUCCGCCAUCUAAACGAAACACUUUACACAACACCGUCUUCUAAGGCCCUUGAGCUAUUCACUUUGAAUCCCGAAUUGUUUGAUGAAUAUCACGCGGGCUUUUCCCGGCAGGUGAAGGAGUCUUGGCCCUCCAACCCGGUUGAUGGUUACAUUGCGGCUAUUCGCAGCAGAGGGAAAGCCUCACCCCAUUCCAAAAAGGGAAACAAGCCUGAGGAAAAGAGUGGAAACCAACCCCGACCUUUGCCUCGGCGACCUAAUGGGACUUGCACCAUUGCCGAUCUUGGUUGCGGAGACGCGCAGCUGGCCCGCGCGUUGAUCCCCUCGGCGAAGAAGUUGAAUCUGAAGCUUUCAAGCUACGACCUUCAUGCCCCCGAAGGCUCACCCAUCACGAAGGCAGACAUCUCCAACCUCCCGGUCGAUGAUGGAUCUGUCGACGUGGCUAUCUUCUGUCUCAGUCUGAUGGGAACCAACUGGGUGUCUUUCGUGGAAGAGGCCUGGCGGGUCCUACGCAGUGAUGGCAAGGGUGAGUGUUGGGUAAGUGAGGUCAAAAGUCGUUUCGGGAAGGUGAUGCGCAAGAAGGCGCAGAUCGGCGUCAGGAAACCACUUAGCAAGUCGGAGAAGAAGAAACUCAAGAAGCAACAAAACGGCGACGGUGAUGCGGGAUCAGACAUGGAUGAUGCUGAGGUGUACGCUGAGGAUGCUCAGCCCACGAAUAACGACGAGACAGAUCUGUCCGCAUUUAUCGAGGUAUUCCGGACUCGCGGAUUCAUCCUGAAAUCCGAGCUUGUAGAUAAGUCGAACAAGAUGUUUGUGAAAAUGGAGUUCGUCAAGCAGAGCGGGGCACCUGUCAAGGGCAAACAUGCCUCUAUCGGUGGUGCCAAAGCUGGUCCUGGAAAGAAGAGGUUCAUUGAAAAACCAACAGAAGCUAAGAGCAUGUCGCCGGAGGAAGAAGCCGCAGUUCUCAAGCCCUGUGUAUACAAGAUCCGAUAG